GACUAUAGGCUGCAGUUGCUCAAGAGGUAAGAUUGGGAUCAGGAUAAAAAACAGACUUUAUUACUAAUUUAUUCACAUGUGAAUGUUACAAGAAUAAAACAACCCCCGGAACUGAAGGGAUUUUUAUUAUUUGGGAAAAUCGAGUCUCCCAGAUUCGCUAAAUCGGUUAAGUGAACCUUUCGUCCAGCAUUUAACAGGAACCUGUGUGUGUGUUUGCUGAAUUACACCAACACAGUCUGCCGUUACUGUCAAGAAAUCGGAACAUUUCAUAUUUUAUUUUCCGUGGUGUUUGAUAAACUGUAUAUUAGUGCUCGUCGCCAUCACAUAAGACUCGCUUCUUUUUAUUGUUUGCUUGUUUAAAAUCCUGAAGAUCCCCUCCUCCACCUCCUCCUCCCCCCAAUCCCCCCACGCUUUCUGGGACACAGAGUGAGCGCGCGAGAGCCGACACAUAUAAUCCCGGAUUGACCAGAGGAAGCACUGCGGUGUAGGGUGCACGAGACUGAACGCAGAACUGCGUGAUAUAUCUAGAUAUUUUUUUACACACCCACAAACACCGGGUUGUCAUUGACAGCAGCUCGAAAGUGAAAAUGGCUCGGGCGACCUUAGGUGGGCGCUUCAUCUCACUGCUCUGCUGCUGAAGGUGAGGCGUCGCAGGAGGAGCAUCUCCACACGCACGCGCGCGCUCUUAUUUAUACACACAUACACGCCAACGUUAGGUACCGAGCUGGAAAACACGGCACCGAGCUGUAAAGGUGUCCUUUACCUUUCGGACAUUUCCUAACUAAAAAGGUACUGCUAUUCCCAAGGAGUCGUCAUUCAUCCACUUUUUGUUAUUUCCUUCAACAAACUGCCGUUUGUUUGCGCUCGCGCGUGGGCAGCAGCUGUAGACGUGCUUUUGGAAAACCGAAUCAACAGACCGGACACAAUACUGGAUGUAAUCUCACAUGAAGGGGAGGAUAUAGUAUUGGUGUCUAAACUGUGGACACACACGCACACACAGACGGAUAUUCGUGCUUUUACCAGAAGCGACAAAGCAGCGUUUUUCAUCCGAGAGAGAGAGAGAGAGACGGUACCGUGUUUUGGACGGACGAGAAGCUGAAAUCUCUGUCUCAAGGAAUUAUUGUCGGUGCGGGAGCUGCGGUGCGAGGUGAAGGAAGUUUGAGUUGAGCUCGAGCUCGUUGGGAGCGACACUGAGACAGACUCAUUCUCCAGCGAUGGAUAUCAAAUGGCUGAUUAUAGCCUGUGUGCUUUUUGCAGGCGGGAGCAUGGCCCAGAGGCUAGUGUCGGUGCAGCCCGGGCCUCUGGUGCGAACUGAGGGCUCCCACGCGACCAUCUGGUGUAACGUGACUGGCUACAGAGAGGGAGUGGAGCAGGACUUCGAGUGGUCAAUGUACCUCGACACAGCUCCUGAUCGAGAGAUCCGCAUCGUCAGCACAGCCGAGGCCAACUAUGCCUACGCUGUCUACGCCCAACGUGUCAAUGCCAAAGAGAUCUACGUACAGAGACUGAGCGGAGACUCCGCCCUUCUGCACAUCACCAAGCUACAGGCCAAGGACCAGGGCGUUUUCGAAUGCUACACACCCAACACAGACGGGCACUACCUGGGCACCUACAGCGCUCGAACCAACCUAACCGUGAUCCCGGACACGCUGUCCGUCACCUCACCCACUCAGACUCUGGCCAAAGUGGAAGGGGACACGCUGCUGCUGAGCUGUGAGGUAACACGCCAAACGUCUCAGCACACACACAUUGCAGUGGGUUGGUACAUGCGCUCCCCGGACGAGCCAUCAGCCCCGCCGAGGGACCUCGUCACCCUGACACGGGAUAUGGUACUGAGGCCUGGGACAUCAUACCGCCAGCGUCUGUCCUCCGGAGACGUGAGACUGGACAAGACUAGCAGCACAUCCUACCGUCUCACCAUCUACAGCCUACAGCCCUCAGAUCAGGGCCAAUACUACUGCGAGGCAUCAGAGUGGAUCCAGGACCCUGAUCGCUCCUGGUACUCCAUGACGCGCAAGCAGUCUGACAAGACUAUGGUCAAAGUUCAGCCCACAGAUCGGGACUUUAGUAUUCAAGUGACAACAGAUCGCCGGGCCUACACGGCAGGUGAGCCGCUGGAGCUCCGCUGCACCAUAGAUGCUCAGAAUGUUGCUGAGCGUUACUUCUCGGUGUCGUGGGUCUUCAGCAGCUCGUCUAUAGCCGUGGUGGGGCCCAGCGCUGUGCCCGUGCUGGGGGCAAACUACGUGCAGCGUGAGGCCGCUGGCCUCAUGACCAUUCGUAAAGAGAGUCCAGCUGUCCACCUACUCAAACUGCAGCGCCUGCUUCCCGAGGAUGCUGGGAAAUACAUCUGCAGAGUGACCGAGCGAGAGAAGACGCCCACCGGAGAGUUCAUCGAUCGAACCAAGCGCUCCCGUAAUGUUCAGAUCACCGUGACUCCCCUGAGCAGUAACAUCAGUGUGUCAUUGACCAGCAAUUCCUCCGAGGUGAUGGAGGGAGAAAACAUCCACUUGACAUGCUCAGUGCAUUCCACAGUCGGAGCUCUGUCCAUCGUCUGGCAGUGGGCAGACAAAGAUGGCAGUGCUCCCGCUGUUGACCUGGCAUCAGUGGACCGCUAUGGCACCAUACAGCCUGGAUCCAGUUUCCUGGAGCGGCACAGCUACGGGGAGGUCCACGCGGAACGAAUCCGAUCGGACACCUUCACCCUCGCCCUGAACAAUGCCUUCCCCACAGACGAGGGCGAGUACCGCUGCAGUGCCACCGAGUGGAUACAAAGCGGCAGUGCGCCAGACUGGGAGUGGCAGCAGAUCGGGGAGAGCACAGCCACCACUGCCAUCACAGUGAGAUCUGUCGAGUCGUCUUUCUUUGUGUCAGCUUCGUCACGGACUCCCAGUGUGACCUUUGGUGACUCCUUUGACCUGCAGUGCAUUGUGAAAUCCCGCCAUAACCCUAGCAUCCCCACCUCGGUGACGUGGCGCUUCCAGCCGGCCGAGGGUGGCAGCGAGCUGCGAGACGUGGUGACGUUCACACGUGACGGCACGCUACAGUGGGGUGAGCAGGUCCUGGGCCUCGGUACACGCACGUCAGUGGACCGUACACGCAACAACACCAAUUUCCGCCUCAGCGUCACCCGAGCCGGGCGCAAAGAGUCUGGGGUGUACCAGUGCGCCGCCGUCCUGUACCGCAGAAAUUAUAAUGGCACCUGGAAGAUCAUCGCUAACCGCACGUCUAACCUGCUGGGCAUCAACGUACUGCAGCCAGUGAGCAAGCUGCGCAUGCACAAGGUCAACCAGAGCCUGCAGUUUGUAGAAGACAGCCGUGUGCGCCUCAACUGCUCCAUUGCAUCCCAGACGAGCGCCGAGUCUCAGCACACCGUGCUGUGGUAUGCACGGAAGGGUGCGGCAACUGAGCCUGAUGAGUUGCUGUUGAAGAUCGAGCGCACCGGGGCGUUUGAGUAUGGUGUGUACGCUGAGGAGGAGCGCCUGCGCAGCCGCGUCCAGUGCGAACGUCUCUCACCAAGCCUCUAUGGCCUCACACUGCACCGCGCCGAGACCAGCGACUCCGGAACCUACUACUGCCUAGUGGAGGAAUGGCUCACUGAUCCCGAUGGAGUGUGGUACCGCCUGGCCCGUGACUCCUCUGGCUCCACACAUGUAGUGAUCAAGCAGCCAGCCGUCAAAUUGCAAGUGGAGGAGACCGAGUCGAACAUCACAGUGUCUGAAUAUGGAUCAGUCCGUUUGGGCUGCAGCAUACCCUCUCAGUCCACCAAAGACUCGCGCUUCUCUGUGUCAUGGUACGUGUCCCGCUCAGAGGGAGAAGGUGAACAGGAGUGCGUGUUCUCUAUCGGCCAUGACGCUGUGUUCGGCAAUGGGAACUGCAGUCCGAUGGAGGAGCCAGGCCACAACUCCCGACUGCAGUUUGAGCGCACUACCUCAGACCUCUACAGCCUGACCAUUCAAAGAGCACGUCCAGGAGAUGCAGGAAAAUAUUACUGUCACGUAGAGGAGUGGCUCCUGAACCCACGCAACGCCUGGUAUCGCCUCGCCACAAACAACUCCGGGGCUACCAUCAUUAAUGUGCUUGAGAAAGUCUCAACCCUGCAGUCAGUGGUGUGCUCCAACAACUCGCUUUUCUAUUUCGUUUUCUUCUACCCCUUCCCCAUCUUUGGCAUCUUGCUCAUCGCUGUUCUGCUGGUGCGCUACAAGAGCCGGAGUUCCAGCAAGAAUCAAGAAGGCAAGAACGGUGCGCCGUUGCUCUGGAUCAAAGAGCCUCACCUGAGUUAUUCCCCCACCUGCCUGGACCCCCCUGCUCUCAGCCUCCACCCAGGCUCUGUGGAGUAAGAGGGGCAGAAAGAAUGCCCGUCAUUACUCAUCCUCUCUCACUCUCUCUUUCUCCGUUUUUUUGCUAUCUCUCCUGUUCCUCAGGAGCGCUGUGGGCUCCUGACUCAGCCCUGUUAAUCCCUCCAUAUGGCUGACUGAACACCUACUCAGUUGACAUGGUCAUGGCUGCAGUGGCUGCCAGAGGAAAAGCCUAGACGUUUGGUUUGGUUGUCUAUUUCAAGGAUUUACUUUGUAUCAUUCUCACGCUCCACUAUCUGGACUUGAUAUGGAUGAAGAACGUAUUCUGUAAAGGAUUACAUGUGAUUUUAUUCUCUCUUUUGAAUGUGUGGUAUGAACAAUAUUUUUUUUUUCUUCAAAAUUGAUGAAGGCUGGUGCUCACCUCUUUAGAAGCAUUAUAUGUUUUGUUCACCUGGUUCUUAUUUCAGCAGACUGGCUGCUCACAGCACUAGCCCGUGAACGUUUAUCAGGCACAAACAGUGCACAGGCAGAAACGUGUGAUUCCACCAGGUGAUAAAAUCUUGGAAAGGAUGGCAGUGAUCUUACAAUCUUGACUAGGAGGGAGCCACAGAACUGAUCUCAGACCUGUCUCUGUUUUAACUGAUAAAACAGAGGGUAGAGAGAUGCGUCACCUCCUGCUGAGUCUAGAAACACUGCAUUUUGUAACAGACUCAUCCUCACUGCCAAAGACUUGGCUGAUUCUCAGUGCUGAAGACUAACAAACAUGUCCAUGUGCACAAACUAUGACUAGCGCCCAUUACCCUCAUUCCUCUUCAGGAGAACAUCAGAAAGGAGGAUGCUACACAAUGAGAUGGUCAAAUUCCUGCUCUGACCUGUUCUUUCAUCACUAGUGUUCUGCAGUGGUAUGCUUUUGCUUUGUUCACCAUUGUGCUUUUCUUUUUUAUUAUUAUUAUUUUCUCUCUGGACUUCGUUAGAACAGGGAAUUUCUAGUUACUUCCCUAAAAUGACUCCAGACUGCUGGCCUCUGAGGUGUCUAUGCGAUGUGCGCAUGUGUGCUGUAAGAAACAUCGCACUGUUUCACCUCCUACUGUGAAUACUUCACCCAUCACCCAUAAACGUGUAGUGCUAGGCUGAGUGAAGACUGGGGAAAGAUUCUGAUGGAGUCCAGGUAAGGCGUGGGACUUGAACGUAGUGAGACGGUUUCUCUCCGUGUCUCCUCAGUUUUAAACUGCCUAUUGCAAACAAGAGACUGAGACUUCGAGAGAGCCUGUUAAGACAUUUCUAAUACAUGGGACAAUCCUAGUGCCAAGACCUUUUCAUUGUUUUAUCUGUUCCCUGUAAGAGUGGUCCAGAAGGACAGCAAAAGCCUCUAGGCUUAGACUUACUAUGUAAAUAUAGCUUCCCAGAUUGUGCUAGAGGUUUAUGGAAUAUUUAGGUUCAAAGAGCUGUUCUUACUGCAGUGACUUUGAUUCUUCAUUAAAUAUGUAUCAACUCCAAGAUAUAGAAGAUCACUAUAAAACUCCAAGAUAAAAAAAAAAAAAACACUGCUCCAGUCUUCUAAGGGAUAGAAUUUUUCCAUUUCCUUUAUGGCUGCAUACAACUCUUAAUUAUUCUUGAAUCAAUUUCUCUAAAUAACUCUUUAAAGGGAAAUUGCAUCAAACAUAAUUUUCUGUCGUGUUGGAAGUGGUUUUGAUAUUCUUAAGUGCAGAGGGAGCAUGAAUACACCUCCCUUGGGUAUGCUGCUUUGCUUAUUGAGGUGCAUAAGGCAACAAUGAAUUAUACCUUUUCUUUCUAAAGCAGUGAAAUUCAUUAUACAUCAGCACACUGAACUUCUGUUAGGUCAAGGUUUGUUUAAACCCAUUUUAGAAGUAAAUUGACAAUAAUCUAAUGCUGAAAGCCUGUGGGAGGUGUAUUUUGUGCUCUUUAUGCCCUUGGAGUUCACAUUAAAAAUGUAUUACCUUCAUUUUUUUUAAUACACAGCAAAUGAGUCUACAUGCGCAGGCAGAAUGUGCCUUUUAUCUCUUAAGGUCUUUAAUUCAACCUGAAAUAAUAUUAGCUACUUCCAGAGGUGUAGCCAAAGAAAUGACACGAAUGGGCAGAGCUCAUAUCCCCACUCAAAAAUGUCUGGUAGUCCCUGUGACCGACAACAAUCAUACUUAUUUUUAUUCGCAAAUUGUGACUGCUACGCAAAUUGUGGUUGAAGCAUCACUAAAAUGAAAUGACACUAGCAGAGCUCUCCUUCAGUUAGCCCUGGUCCUUAGCUAGCAUGCUAGCCCUGUAUUCUUAGUUAGCUGUUACUCAAAAGACCUAGUGACAGCAUCAAACUUGACUUUGCAUUUAGGGCUUCAUACACUGUAUUAUUGGUAUUAAUAGUAUACACUGAAUUUUCCUAAUGCUUGAGCAUUUUGGAAAUGACUGUAGGUUAAUGAAACCAACCUAGCUGUUGAGGAAAGUAAAGAUUUCACCAAUGACAAAAAUAAAUAAAUAAAUAAUCUGCUGUAGCUGUUAUGUGGAAAUGAAUCAUACAUUACAGUUUGUAGAGAUGUUGGUAACAGCCUUCAAAAUUUUUCUUUUUUUCUUUUUACCUCCCUUGUGUUUGUUCCCUGAAACAGCUGGAGCAGCUCCUAGUUAUUACACUGCCAGAGUUUUGACAAUGAAGUACAUUGUCACUGUAUUACAGAUUAAAACUGGAUUGCUUUAACUAUUUUUUAGUCUGAUGAUGUAUGAAUUACACUUUAGCAGGUAUGGCGAGUUCUAGUGUGGAUUGAACGUUUUUUUUUUUAAAUGUUCAUGCUUUUAGCCACAUCUUUUUGUAAGGUCUAAAACCCCUGCCCAUGGAGUGUCACACGGCAUGUGUUAUCUGUUGAGAGCUAGAUGCAGUUCAGUAAGUUCAUGUCCCUCUCCCCAUUCAGUAGAAAAAGCAGCGCUACAUUGGAUUGGUCCUUUCUGGCCUCACACGUGAUCACUAAAACUAUGUGUAUCCGAACAAUCUUCACUGUAAAUUCACACAAAAACACAGACUUACAAUAUCGAUCCACUUGAAGUUUGUGGUUGUCUUGUUUUUAUUAAUUGAAAUGUACUGUAAAACAUUUAGUUUAGACUGUGUAAACUUGAGCAGUUUGCAUAGAUAGCCUUUCACGUGGACUUUUGGUCAAUAAAGCCACUGCGUGCCGUGGCAGAGGGUAUUAUGGGAGGUGCUUUGUGAGUGGGACAGACUGUGUGGGCUGUGAGCGAUCAUCCACACAAAGCUGUCAGCUCGUUUUAUUUCUCUUUUAAAUUGUGUCAAAGUGUAUAGUGCAUGAUGGACGAGGAGGCAUUUUGAUGUUUUGAACUCUUGAGCAUCGUAUAUCGUGACAUCACACCAGACUGUUGCCGCCCUCUCCAUCUCCUGCAUGGUGUAGGAGUGUUAUAAAUUGGGUCUUGGAGGCCUGGAGGCUUUUCCACCCUAUGGGAACUCAUUUCUCUUCAGUAACCUGAGGGAAACUCGCCUGUUAUAAUUGAUCUUUUUUUUUUUUCUUUUCCUGUCUCUAAAACCAUUCCCUGUUUACUUUGUGCUUUGCAGGCUAUGUAUAACACAUACACAUGCGGUUUCACAUGCAGACAGUGUUAAUUCACGUUAAUUUGCAAUAGGAUGAUAUUGCCCGUGUGGAUGUGUACUGGCCGUAGUCUGCUCUCGUUGCAGGAGAUGGAGGACGUGGCACCGCUGUGCGAUGUUGCAGUGCUGCCGACCAUUCGAGCUAUAGAGAUUUCCUCGAAACUAGUGUUUUUGUAGUUCAGCGUAACUAGCAGACCCAUAACACCCUCGCAGUGUUGUAGAUGUGUUCUGAGGGCUGCAUGUCAUGGCUGUGUACUGACUCCAGAUUAGCUGUGGAAUUUGAAAAAUAAUACAUUGUGGUGAUGUGUUCAAUUCAGCCAGUGAUGCUUUUUCAAGUGCUGUGUUUUUAUUAUUAUUAUUAUUAUUAUUAUUAUUAUUAUUAUUAUUUUGUAAUUAUACAAAUAGUGCACUGAUGUUAAAAAAAUCAUAGCCUUUUUAUGCUUUGUGUUUUGUUGUAAUAUGUUUUCUUUUGGUAGUUUAUAUAUAUACAUACACACACACAUAUAUAUAU
Hemibagrus wyckioides is the source of this 8401-nucleotide messenger RNA. RefSeq names its product immunoglobulin superfamily, member 3 (gene igsf3). The record is from RefSeq and is a predicted model, not a curated record. Bases 1215 to 4337 code for a protein of 1040 amino acids. NCBI's taxonomy places the organism in Eukaryota, Metazoa, Chordata, Actinopteri, Siluriformes, Bagridae. The transcript is spliced from 9 exons.